AUGGCGGGAAUGGAGGGGGGGGAAGGGUGCGUCUUCCGCUAUGAAGGGCACGAAGACGACCAGCCUCUGUUAUGGCGAGAUCCUCUCAAUGAUCUCGUCGGUGCUCUCAACGAGUUGAUGGUCAAGAGGAAGAAGAAACUCGGCCCGGUGCUGAGCCAGGCUGCCAACAUGGAGGACAUCCCCCUGGACGACGAAGAGGAUUACCGGCCGAGAUCUGUGCGGGUGGGCCCUCCUAUCAAGACCGGCCCAGGAGCGACAGGCCGUACCUUGCUGGAUCCAAUGCGCUGGGAGGGUCUCGACCAGGACGAGGAAUGGGAGGCUCCUCCUGCUCUUGGCGAGGAUGGCGAUGAGUAUGCCCCCCAGGAGCCACAAGGAGCCAUUCUUCGCUCACAGCCGAAAGAAGACGCUAAGAUGGCAAGGAGGGAGCAAAGGAAAAAACUAAAGCAGGAACUGAUAGAAAAAGAGAAAGAGCUUCAAGAAGUUCGAUCUAGGAUCUCUGCUGACGAGGUUUUGCUGCGCCUGAGGAAGCAGCAGAGCAGCGAGCUUGGCUCCUCCAUGUCGGAAUGCCAUGAAGGAGAAGAGCAAGCAAACACCUGGAUCAAAGCACUCGAGGAAGUGUUUCACAAAAGAACAGCAAAGCUGCAAGAGCAUGAUGGAAAGAUUUCCCUUACGAAAAAUCACAUUGAACAGUGCGAGCACAUGCUCUCAGACCUUGACCUGGAGAGACGCGCUGCCGUCUCAAAGUACAUCUCGGAUGAGCAGACUUUCAGCAAUACGGUCAAGGUGGAAAACAAAACGAGCGAUAUCUGGCGAGCUCUUGAGGAAGAGAUUCGUACUUCACACAAGAAGUCGGAGGAAUCUGUAAGCAAGCGACAGCGAGAGCAUCUGAGGCUUAGCAAACACUUGCAAGAUCUCGUUGUUGGUGAGACUUUGAAAGAAGUGCAAGACGAGGGGAAGGAUCUCAAUAAGUACUGGAAGCGCAUCUCCAUCGAUCAAGAGAUGCUUGUGGGAGGGGCGGUAGCCCAGGUGGAUGCAGAAGAAAGGGCGAGAAGUCAUCUUGUGGGUCAUGGGGAGAGAAUCCGAUCAAAGCUCGAGAUUGCCAACGGCAACCUGAACGCGCAGAAAUCGGUCAUUGAAGAUCAGAACAACAUGGACGAGGAGCUCAAGGAGAAGACAGACGAGGUUGAGUCGAAGAUCCGGACGAUACAGAUCGAGAUCGACGAGCUGGAGGAGGCAAAGGCUUCGCUUGAGCGGCAACGCGACGAAGUGCAUCAAGUCUGUCAAGACAAGGUUGACAAUCUGAACUCCAGCCUGAGAGCCAUCGAGACAUCAGCAAAUGCUGUGGCGACCGAGCAGGUCAUCGCUCAGAGAACUCUGGCGAGCAGCGAGGAAGCUCUUGAGACGUUGGAGGAGAGCGAAGCGCGAGCUCGCCUCGAGGAGGACAUUGAAGCCCUCAGACAAUCACUGCACUCCAUCGAGUCUAGGCUGCACGAGGUGCAAAAAGAACGAGCAGCAGUGAGAGACACACGAGGGAAGACUCAGCGGGAAGCGAUGAACGAAGCUGCUCGUCUCAACUCCAAGGUCAAGGAGAUCGAUGAGAAGGUUGAGGUCCUCCUAGCUAAGAGGGUGAAGCUCGAAGGCGAACAGAGACAGUUGGACGGGCAGCGGGUGGUCGUCCAUGCACGUGUGAAGCAGUCGAAGAAGUCUGUCACCCCCCUCGAGCAAGAGCGCAAACUUUAUGAGGCCGAGCUGGAGUGGGUGAGGGAGUUCGAGGAGCACUCCUUCAUGCGCCUACAGGAGAAGCACGAGGAGAAGCUCCAGCUGGAGGAAGAGCUGGCGGAGCUGAAGAAGAAAGGGUCGCAGCAGCUCAACGAGCAGAGCGAGGAUGAGAGCAUCGUGCAGGAUGGGCUGAAGGCUGUCAUCGAGCUCAAGGACAAGAUCGUCCUCCAUAAGCAGCACGUGGAGAAGAAGCUCAGGGAUGUGCAAGAGAAGCUGGCGAGCAGUGAAGCCGAGGUUGCGAGCCUAGCUGCCACCAUGCAGGCGCUGGACGGCAAGAUCUUGGAAGCAGACGACGCGGCAUCAGAGUUUGAGGAGAAGUCUGUCACUCUCAAGGCUGACUGGGAGACAAAAGAUCUUGACUGGAGGAGCAGACGCAAAGAGUGCCAGGCUAAGUUGAAGAAGGAGGAGAGAGCUCUUUCUGCUCUCAUGGAAAGCCGCCAAGUCCUCCAGGAAGAGCUCGAUGAAGUGAUCCAGCAGCUCUCCGACCAGAGGCACGCCGCCAGCAACGCCCGGGAGCAACAGGGAGUCCUGAGAGCAGAGAAGUCAGAGUUUGACAAGCUGAUCGCUGGCAUGGAGGCUUCCAUCAACAAGAACUGCGACAGGGAGGACGUUCUUGUCCGGCAGAUCAAGGCUCUCCGCAAGUCCAUCGUCCAGUCGCGCGUCGGCAACAGAUAUCGAGAGAAGAUUGGGGAGACUCGGCACUGA
Guillardia theta CCMP2712 is the source of this 2484-nucleotide messenger RNA. RefSeq lists its product as hypothetical. The coding region runs from base 1 to 2484 and encodes 827 amino acids. NCBI's taxonomy places the organism in Eukaryota, Cryptophyceae, Pyrenomonadales, Geminigeraceae. The transcript is spliced from 22 exons. The record is from RefSeq and is a predicted model, not a curated record.